AUGCAGGCGAUGGUGAUCAUGGCAGUUAUGAGCAACUAUGAUUGGCUGCAUGAUCUUGUUCAUUUUCAUCAUUUCAUCACGUCGCGCUCAACCAGCUCGCUAAAAACGUGUCGCAUCGGCGCCACCACCGGUCCCUACCCAUCGCCAAUGGAUCCGUCUGUACCUAGAAAUGCGAUACUCGACACGCUCAACAAAGCCCAAUACAGGGCAGUGAGUUCCACUGCUGCUACAGUCGCCAUUCUCGCUGGCCCAGGAAGCGGCAAGACACAUACCCUGACCUCACGAGUUGUUUACCUCGUUGAUUCUCUCGGCUACCGACCACAAGAUGUCAUCGUCGCGACAUUUACUGUCAAGGCUGCCCGCGAGAUGCAGGACAGGAUUGGCAAAGCACUAGGGAAUGGGAGAGAGCGGAAGAUUGUCCUGGGCACCUUCCACAGCAUUGCACGCCGAUAUCUCUCGGCAUACGGCCAGCGUAUCGGCCUCGACCAGAAGUUCGGCAUUGCCGACGACUCGGAUUCGAGAGCCGUCAUAUUGAGAAUCUGCAAGCGUUUGCGGUUAUCAAUUGAUCCCCCAGCGGCUCGAGCAUGGAUCAGUAAAAAGAAGGCCAAGGGAACCGAACCCGAGCCGGCCGCGAAGAAAGCGUCAGCUGCUAAGCUGCCUCAUGCACAAGAGCUUGAGACGUGUUUUGAGGAAUACCAGAGUUAUCUGGAGCGAUCAAACCUGCUUGACUAUGACGAUCUACUUGUCCGCUGCGUGGAAUUACUACGCAAAUCCCCUUCAUGCGUGUCAAAUGUCCAAGCAGUCCUCAUCGACGAAUACCAGGACACCAACGGUGUUCAGUACGAGCUGAUGAGGCUGUUUGCCCAAAGCCGCCGAAGAAUCACCAUUGUUGGAGACCCUGACCAAAGCAUUUAUGGAUGGAGAUCCGCCGAGAUUAGGAAUCUCUGGCGCAUGCUUCGGGACUUCCCUGGCACGGACGAGAUUGCACUUGAGGAGAACUACAGAUCGUCGCAGUCUAUCUUGGACAUCUCGCUGAUGGUUAUUCAGCAAGACACCAAGCGAUACAAGAAGCUGUUACGGCCGGUUCACAACAAAGGCUCGCGUCCCGUUCUACGCAAACUGAAGGACUCGGGGACGGAAGCGGAGUGGAUUGUCUCCGAGAUUCGCCGAGCCCUUUCCAUGUCAGGAGGCAUGAUGACGCACAACGAUGUGGCAAUACUGCUGAGGUCCGCUUCACUAUCAAGGCACAUUGAGCAUGCACUUGGAAGGGCCGGUAUUGCUUACAGGAUGAUCGGCGGCUUCAAAUUUUACGAGCGCGCCGAGGUCAAGAUCCUCCUGGAUUAUCUGAGGGUCGCUCAUCAGCCAGAGAACAAUGACGCUCUCGCAAGGAUUAUGAACGUUCCGAGGCGAGGCAUUGGUGACGUUACGAUCAAGGCUCUGCUAGAAGAGGCUGACAAUGCUUCGUUAAGCCUGUGGGCCCUGCUCGACAAGCAUUGCCGGGGAGAUCGCUUGGCGAAAACCAAGAUCAUGAAGCACGCGGAACAGAGGAUAAGUGGUGAACUUCUUCGCCUCAUCAAGGGAAUGAGGAAACAAAUCGACGAGAUCGCACUUGGCACACCAUUCGGACUAGUCGAGAUGAUCGAGCAGCUUUUGGUGCAACUCAAGUUCCAGAAGUACUUACAAGACACUCAUUUACAGGACCACGAGCAGAGAUGGGCCAACGUGCAAGAGUUUCUCAGCCUGGCGUCAGACUUCGUUAGGGAUUCGAGGCAGACUCCUGAAGACGACAGUCUCCCCGAGAUUGCGGGCUUGGAGCAGGCAAACGAGCCAGAUAUUCUUGCCAAAUUCCUGGCAAAUGUUUCUCUGGCAUCUGACGUUCAGAAGGAUGGCAAAGGCAAGGAAACCACGCAGGUGGUCACCAUCUCAACGAUCCAUGCCGCCAAGGGACUCGAGUGGCCCAUUGUCUUCAUCCCUGCAGCUUGCAAUGGCUCUAUACCCCAUUCAAGAUCCGAGGAUAGCGACGAAGAAAGACGGCUUCUUUAUGUUGCAAUGACUCGGGCCCAGUCGUUGCUAUACCUCAGCUACCCCUUGUACGGCUCACAAGCAUCCUUUGCUAAGAAGGGCCCCUGCUUCGAGCGACCUGUCAUGGAAGGGAUCGCGCGAGUUCUGCAGCGCCAACUACCGCCAGAUGAAUCUAUCUUCAAGUCGAUGCCCCCAAUGUUCGCAGUCGAGGACAACCUAUAUCCGGAAGAUCCAGAAAACACGCCCAAGGAGGUCCGCAAGGGCGGAGCGGACGACUUGUCUCGCGCGAAACGACCGCGCUUAUAUGGUCCAACAGCUGGCGGCGGCAGCGGCAGCGGCAGCGGCGGCAGUGACGAGCAGAUGUGGCGGAAAGAAUAUGCAACUACGAUGGAACAAGCUUGCAGCUUCACUAUGUCAUCUCUCCCAGGCUUCGUCACUGCUAGCGCACACCAGGUCGCCCUCGCUGCGGCAUCCCCAGCGGCUGGGGGAGCAAACGUGGCUCAAAAAUGGAUGAGAAGAUCAACAACUAAACGCCCAGCGGACCAGAAGAGCAUCAUGGGGUUCGUGAAGACGGGGCCGGCAAGCAAUAGCACAAAUCAGCCUGUGCUCGCAGCGAAUCCUGCAGCAAAGGUCGUAGGGACACUCGCCAGGCAAACAACUUCCGCGUUGCCGAGUGCGAGCCAUAUCUCUAAGCCGGCUAUCAAGCCUGAGCUCGCCGAAAAAAGAUUGAGCGCAGGGAAGAUGGCCACCCGACCGGUCAAGCCAGGGCGCGAUGAAGACGGUCCACGGCAACAGUAUGCCUGCUUCUCAAGCUCUCCAACCAAGCCGCAUCUUGAGAAGGACAGAUUCAACUCGGCAUUGGAAGGCGAUGACGAGGAUAACGCCCCGCCCGAACCAACGCGGGCUGCGGCCUGUCUGCAUGCCACGACUUGCAACAUGCCAAAGGGGCUCGGGGGAUUUCGGAAGCCGGCCGGUCUUGGCAGAGAUGGCAUUGCACCGGUUGACAAGCUGCGAAAGCCGUUCAAGCCCCUAACUAUAAACCGCUCCUGA
Phialemonium atrogriseum is the source of this 3072-nucleotide messenger RNA. Its product is annotated as UvrD-helicase-domain-containing protein. Gene Ontology annotation, molecular function: 3'-5' DNA helicase activity; hydrolase activity; ATP binding. Gene Ontology annotation, cellular component: nucleus. Bases 1 to 3072 code for a protein of 1023 amino acids. The record is from RefSeq and is a predicted model, not a curated record. Gene Ontology annotation, biological process: recombinational repair. NCBI's taxonomy places the organism in Eukaryota, Fungi, Ascomycota, Sordariomycetes, Cephalothecales, Cephalothecaceae. The transcript is spliced from 4 exons.